This is a messenger RNA of Zingiber officinale, 894 nucleotides long. RefSeq names its product calcium/calmodulin-dependent protein kinase type 1-like. NCBI's taxonomy places the organism in Eukaryota, Viridiplantae, Streptophyta, Magnoliopsida, Zingiberales, Zingiberaceae. Gene Ontology annotation, biological process: protein autophosphorylation; intracellular signal transduction; peptidyl-serine phosphorylation. Gene Ontology annotation, molecular function: ATP binding; calcium/calmodulin-dependent protein kinase activity; calcium-dependent protein serine/threonine kinase activity. Gene Ontology annotation, cellular component: cytoplasm; nucleus. The coding region runs from base 124 to 894 and encodes 256 amino acids. The transcript has 9 exons. The record is from RefSeq and is a predicted model, not a curated record.
UUGAUCUUGAUGUUAGGGUGACUGCAAAUUUGACUUUUUAUGUAAACAUGAUUUCAUGGGCACUGCAUUUUAACAUUGUAAUGGGUGUUUUGAAACUUCACAGGUUCUUUCUUGUUUUUACAGAUGACACCACCAAUAUCAAUUGAAGACGUUCGUAGAGAGGUCAAAAUCCUCAAAGCCUUGUCCAACCAUAAUAAUCUUGUCAAAUUUUAUGAUGCAUGUGAGGAUGCACUUAACGUCUACGUAGUCAUGGAAUUAUGUGAAGGUGGAGAAUUAUUAGAAAGAAUUUUAUCCAGAGGUGGAAGGUACUCAGAGGAGGAUGCUAAAGCUAUAGUUAUUCAAAUACUGAGUGUAAUCGCCUUUUGUCAUCUUCAAGGUGUUGUGCAUCGUGAUUUAAAGCCAGAGAAUUUUCUUUUCACCACCAGAGAUGAAAAUGCUCAGAUGAAGUUGAUUGAUUUUGGCCUUUCCGAUUUUGUUAAACCAGUUUACAAAUCUCAAGUGAAUGCUAUUGUGUCGGGGUUCAUUGCAUCUGAUAUGACAGCUAAACUAGGAGAAGAUAUCGAGAAAAAGAUUUUGGAAACUAUUCCAAUGGGGAGGUAUGUACGACUGGAAGAAGUUGCAGGCCUUGUGGAGUUCUUGGCCCUUAGUCCUACAUCGAGUUACAUUACUAGGCAGUCCAACAUCGAGCUUUGGUUCACAAUCCUGAAAGGCUACACUCCCCCGACGAAAGAUGGAACACCUCUUGAACCUGAAGAUUGGACUCCCCCAAUGAUCAAGAAGGUGCAACUGAACUACAAGGCGAUCAGCACCAUUCAGUGCAGGCUUACAAUGGAGGAAUUGAAUCAAGUCGGCCCCUACGACAACGCCAAAGAAUUAUGGGAUUCUCUACCUUAA